Molecule: messenger RNA, 1342 nt
Organism: Lycium ferocissimum
Lineage: Eukaryota; Viridiplantae; Streptophyta; Magnoliopsida; Solanales; Solanaceae
Product: dihydroceramide fatty acyl 2-hydroxylase FAH2-like
Exons: 7
Coding region: 258-968 (236 amino acids)
Biological process (GO): fatty acid metabolic process; lipid biosynthetic process
Cellular component (GO): endoplasmic reticulum; membrane
Molecular function (GO): iron ion binding; fatty acid 2-hydroxylase activity
Source: RefSeq, a predicted model, not a curated record
AGGGCUCUCCUAAAUCUUCGCAACCUGUAACCAUUCAAAAGCACAACUUAUUUUUUUCUUAUUUCCCAAGUAUUCCAUUGUUCUCUCCUUUUUCUCUGACGAUUAAGUCGGAGAAUUGACAUAUGUAACUAUUUUUACCCUUUUUACCUUCAUAUUUUAUCUUGAUUUUCUCUUCCCAGAAGAAAUUUACCUAAGAGUAUUUUAUCUGCUUCUCAUCUGCUUCAGAGAUCAAACAGCAGUGUCAUUAGGGUGCCAAGAUGGUGGCACAGGGAUUCACAGUGGAUUUAAAUAAGCCACUCGUUUUUCAGGUGGGCCAUCUUGGAGAUUCAUAUGAGGGGUGGGUUCAUCAGCCAAUUAUCACCAGAGAAAGCCCAAGAUUUUUUGCAAAUGGACUUCUAGAGUUUUUGACUCGGACGCCAUGGUGGGCAAUUCCAUCAGUGUGGGUGCCAGUAGUAGGGUGGUUGGCAUCAAUAUCAUCAAAGAGAGGGCUUUAUCCUCCUCACAUAGCUGCAACACUUGUUGCUGGCAUCUUUUUAUGGACAUUGCUUGAGUACUCAUUACAUCGUUUUGUUUUCCACAUGAAGACUACUGGAUAUUGGGGAAACACACUACACUAUCUUCUUCAUGGUUGUCACCACAAGCACCCAAUGGAUGGACUAAGGCUUGUCUUCCCCCCUGCUGCAACUGCUAUUUUGCUACUCCCACUAUGGAGUUUAGUUAAGCUGUUAGUACCUUUCACAUAUGCCCCUGCCUUUCUUGGAGGAGGUUUGUUGGGUUAUAUUAUGUAUGACUGCACCCAUUACUACUUGCAUCAUGGCAAGCCAUUGAAAGGAAUUUCCCAUUCGCUCAAGAGAUAUCAUAUGGACCAUCAUUUCAAAGUUCAAGAUAAGGGAUAUGGAAUCACUUCAGACUUUUGGGACAAGAUCUUUGGGACACUUCCUCCAAAACCUAGCAAGAAAAUUGGAUGAAUUAAAAUGGAGAAGUUUCUCAUGAGCUGCCAAAAAAAAAAAAAAAAAAAACUGGCUGUGUAAAAAAUAUAAAUAUGAAAACUGCUCUGUCAAUAUGACUACCUCCUGAUAGUAUAUGUUUGGUUCUCUGUUUGUUUUUCGUUUUUUUUUUUUUUUUGGGUCAGAUUUUUUUUUUUUUUUUUUUUUUUUUUUUUUUUUUUUUGGUUCAUUCGAUCUAUAUUUUCUCUUGACCUUUGGGUUUUAAGUUUUAGGAAAUCUUUCUCGCGAUGAAAAUCCAUUAGGGUGACAAUGUGGUUCACAUUGUAAAGUAGUGUUUCUUCAAGUCGUACUUUGAGAAAGAAAUAAUUGGAUAGUAUGUAUAGUCUAUCAUCUUA